Messenger RNA from Fomitiporia mediterranea MF3/22, 1131 nucleotides. RefSeq names its product phosphoglycerate mutase. NCBI's taxonomy places the organism in Eukaryota, Fungi, Basidiomycota, Agaricomycetes, Hymenochaetales, Hymenochaetaceae. Gene Ontology annotation, cellular component: cytoplasm. Gene Ontology annotation, molecular function: phosphatase activity. The transcript has 13 exons. The record is from RefSeq and is a predicted model, not a curated record. Bases 1 to 831 code for a protein of 276 amino acids.
AUGUCUGCACGGUCGUACGAAAUUGUGCAAGGGUUCUUCAUACAGGAUGAAGGUUAUGAAGGCAAUUAUGCAAUCCCACCGCAUUUUGGACUACUGGAUACUUCUGAUUAUCGAUGGUCAAACACGAUUGGUCGAAUCACAGAGCUGAACGAGUCCGCGCCACAAGGUGUAACAUAUAAACUCAUCAUCGCUGGUCGCCACGGACAAGGCUUUCACAACCUGGCUGAGCUGAAGUAUGGAUGGAAGCUUUGGAACGAGUACUGGGCUAGACUCGAUACAGAUGGAGAGAUUGUCUGGGGCCCUGAUCCAAUCCUAACUGAACUCGGCGAGGACCAGGCACGAGUCGCAAACGCAAUGUGGCUCGAUGAAGUCGCAGCAGGCGCACCACUUCCUGAUGGGCUCUACUGCAGUCCAAUGACACGCGCUAUACAGACAUGUCGAUUCACUUUUGCAAAAGUUGUCGAUUUCGCGGAUAGACCGCCACUCAUUCUAGAGAAUGCACGAGAAAUAUACGGCGUACAUUCAUGCGAUAAACGUCGCUCAAAAUCGUACAUCAUGAAAGAAUUUCCUGAGUUCAAGAUUGAAGACAGCUUCACGGAAGAGGAUGAACUACAUGACCCAAACGUACGCGAAACGUACGAACACGUUGCACAGCGCGGGCGCAAUGUACUAGAUUACAUAUUCGACAACGACAAUGGAGUUGUUAUCUCGGUCACAGCACACAGUGCAUUCAUUAGAGGCUUUCUGAUCUCGGCGAAUCACAAGCCAGUACCACUACCAACAGGAGGCAUUGUUCCAAUGGUCGUCAAGAGUAUCAGUACCCUGCAGUGAUGUUUCCCAAAUACAAUGAUUAGGGACCUUGGAUUCUUGUAUAGAUUAGCAAACGUGUCUCGAUACAAAGGUUCGGACUACCUCAGGGAAAACAGGAGUAGAAUGAGGACCAAACAGAAAAAUGCAAGAUUAUUAGAAUAAUGGAAGGAUAGAUCACAUGGCUGUGGCUGUCAUGUCAAAUAUCAUUGGUAAUGAUUCACAUCAUGGUAUUGGUGCAACAAGGGAUACAGCACAAGCAGCCAUGCAUGCUCCCUGAAGUGCGUUACACGCCAAAAUACUCGCAGGCGCAGUAACAGCUAG